This is a messenger RNA of Agrilus planipennis (emerald ash borer), 2045 nucleotides long. RefSeq lists its product as uncharacterized. The transcript is spliced from 3 exons. NCBI's taxonomy places the organism in Eukaryota, Metazoa, Arthropoda, Insecta, Coleoptera, Buprestidae. Bases 984 to 2045 code for a protein of 353 amino acids. The record is from RefSeq and is a predicted model, not a curated record.
CACUCUUGAGGAUAAUGUACAAACUGCAGUAUAUAUGUACAAUAAUAGCAUUCACUCUUCAACCGAUUUUACACCUUUUGAAAUUUUAUACGGACCUUUUAAAGAAAUUGAUCCACUAAGAACCUCUUUACAAAAACCUUCAAUGCAUGAAUAUGUUCAAAAUAGACGAAAAGAAUUAAUAAAAUUUUACGAGCAAUUAUUUCAAAAACAAAAAGAGAGAGCACAGAAACGCCUCAAUUACGUUAAUAGAAACAGAAAUGAUGCCAAUGUCGAAAUAACACAGGAAAGAGUAUUUGUAAGGACUCAACCACAGCGAAAAUCAACAAAUAAGUAUCAACCUGCCACAUUUGGAAAUAAAAAUGACAAAAACAUACUUAACAUCACCCCAGAGAAAAAUAAGAAAUCUACCAACCGUCAUUUAUCUCAAAUGAGAAGACUAAGAAAAGAAAUUUCUUUACAGGAUCAGUUGGAAGCCUCUUCCAGCCGAGAACCUCAGGAUCCAGGAAAUUAACACUACCGCUGGAUAUUUAAAAGAAGAGUUAGGACCUGCAUACAUAUUUAAUCACUAUCACACAAUAUAUUUCGCUGUCAAUCACUCUUCAUUGUAUUCGUCAUAUUUAAAACUAUUAAAUGCUGCUACUCUUAUCAAAUAUAAAAUUGGAGAAAGUAAAAGAAAUGGUCCAGCACUUCGAUUAUUAGAAAGACGUCUCGCAUUCUUUGAACAACAAUACGCCAAAAUUAAUCAUUUUAUUACUAAAAGAGGAUUACUAAACUUCUUGGGAACUGGAAUUAAAUUCAUUACAGGCAAUCCUGAUAAUGAUGAUUUAGAACAAAUAAAUUACAAUAUAAAAGCUCUUGAAGAAAAACAAAGUGAAAUUGUGCGAGUGCAAAAUAGGUACUCAUCAAUUUCGAAUGAAAUAACAAAUAAAUUAAAUAAUGAUAUACAACAGAUUCAACAAUAUAUAAACAAUGCUACAGUGUUCAUGACAAACAAAACAAAGGACGUUGUAGAAAAUGAAGAAAUACAAUUUUACAUUCUUUUAACACAGGAAAUAGUAGAUAAAAUUCUACUGAUAGAAAGAGCAAUUACACUAGCUAAGCAAAAUAUAUUAAACCUUGAAAUUUUACCUCAGGAAAAUUACCAGUCCUUAUCACGACAACUUUUGCAAUUAUUUUCAAUUAAAUCUGUUAUAUACCUUAAAAAUUCUCUUUAUGAAGUAAUACCACUUCUAAAUGUAAGGAUUGUUAGUACUAAACAAUCUAUUAUUUUCCUAAUAAGGUUUCCAAUUUUUCACGAAACCCCCGAAAUAUUAUUUAAAAUACACGUUAUUCCUAAUGCACAGGAAAUCUUCUUAUUACCUCCCGCAUCUUACGUCACCUCAAAUUUUGUUUGGACAGACUCACCAUUCCAAAUAAAAAAUUUAUCAUUUAUUAUAAAUUUCCAUAAUUCACGCUGCCGACUGAACGACCAGUGUGAAUACGUCAAAAAUAUCCAAGAAGCAACUCUGGUAGAAGAAAUGGAAAAUGGAGGACUAAUUCUACAUGCUGGAAAACCAACUAAAAUUUUGGAACAAUGUGAAAACCCAAAAUUACAAGAAAUGGAAUUACAUGGCAAUUAUUUAAUCCAAUCAGAAUGCCCGGUCAUUGUGGAUUCGAACAUGUUUUCACCAAAGAAGAUACAGGAAAAUUAUAAGAUCCACGAGGACUACCAGAUCCCUACGCCCAUAAAGGAAGCCAACUCCAAGAAAAUAACUAUCAAAACAUUAAACGACUUAAAUCUGCAAGAGAUCAAACCAGUCGUAUUAAAAUAUUCAACUUAUUUACAUUAUUCAUACAUUACAAUAAUUAUUGUUUCUGUUGUAGUUGUAUUAUUAUGCCUUUUGUAUNCGGCGAAGUCCAAUUAUACGCAGAGCGAACGAACAAAGAGUUUUCGGAUGUUGGGGGUGGCGGUACGGUCGUUACAAUUCAAAGAUGGUAUUGACCUUAGACAACUGAAAAUUUCUCCGCCUCAGGCGGCGAGCUACGAAGAUAGAGCAAUAGGGUGA